AUGGAUAGUCAAAGAAAAACUCCAGUUUAUAGCAAUGCUGAUCGUGAAUUUAUUGAUAAUGGUUCUGAUGUCUUACCACUUACAAUUAUUAUGGCAUUCCUUGUUGUAUUUGCAACAAUAAUUAUUUUAUGGUGGGCAAAAGGUCGUCGUGCAGCUGCUCAUCGUGGUGAAUGUCUUGUUCUAUGUGGUGCAUCAAAUUCUGGUAAAACCGCACUUUUUAGUCGUCUUACAAUGGGUAUAGCUAAACGAACAUUAACAUCUAUGGCUGUUAAUCGUGGUUCAAUGACUCUUCAAAAUCCAUCAGCAGAUCGUCCAUCAAAAGAAAUUCAUAUAGUUGACAUUCCCGGUAAUUUACGUAUUCGUCAACGUGAUUUUACUGCUGAGAAAAGUUCAGCUAAAGCAAUAGUAUUUGUUAUUGAUAGUACAACAGUUAAAGAAGAUAGUAAAGAUGUUUCGGAUUAUCUCUAUGAUAUUUUAAGUGAAAAAUCUUUUCGUCAACAACGUAUACCAUUAUUAAUAUUUUGUAAUAAACAAGAUAUAAAUAAUGAUAACGAAACAAUACAAUCAAUACGUCAUUUACUUGAAAAUGAAUUAACAAUGAAACGUAGAACACGUGCAUCAUCUGUAGCUGUACAUCAAGGUAAAGGUGGAUCAAAUGAUGAUAUUGGUCAAGUUGGAAAGGAUACAUUCGAAUUUAAUGAUAUCAAAGAUAUCAAAAUUGACUUUGUUGAUGGUUCAGUCUUAGGUAAUGAAAGAACAUCAUAUGCUAAACAUUAUGAUGAUGAAGAAGAUAUUAUUAGUACCGGUGAUGAAACUGAUGGUGAUACUGGAGCAAAUUUAAAGAAAGUAUAUGAUUGGGUUCAAAAGAUCUGGUUUAAAUCAUAA
Molecule: messenger RNA, 885 nt
Organism: Adineta steineri
Lineage: Eukaryota; Metazoa; Rotifera; Eurotatoria; Adinetida; Adinetidae
Source: the annotation of a GenBank genome assembly